Messenger RNA from Octopus sinensis (East Asian common octopus), 376 nucleotides. RefSeq names its product homeobox protein Meis1-like. NCBI's taxonomy places the organism in Eukaryota, Metazoa, Mollusca, Cephalopoda, Octopoda, Octopodidae. The record is from RefSeq and is a predicted model, not a curated record. The transcript is spliced from 2 exons. The coding region runs from base 35 to 376 and encodes 113 amino acids.
AAAUGACAUUCCCUACGGGACUUGUGUGGAAGGCAUGUAUGAUCCCCCUCACAGAUCAAUACCGAGUCACCCCCUGUCCACGCACACUGCCAACUUAAACCAUGGACCUAUACCGCAGUAUCCGUCGUACUCACCCAGUAACAAUAUGCCAGGGGUUGUGAAUUCCUCCCAGGACGGACAGCUUAAGCGAGACAAGGAUGCAAUUUACGGACAUCCCUUAUUUCCGCUCCUAGCUCUUAUAUUUGAGAAAUGUGAACUCGCCACCUGUACACCGCGGGAACCAGGUGUCGCUGGGGGCGAUGUCUGCUCGUCAGAAUCCUUCAAUGAAGAUAUAGCUGUUUUCUCGAAACAGGUCUUACCUUUGGCACACCUUUAA